Caenorhabditis briggsae is the source of this 273-nucleotide messenger RNA. NCBI's taxonomy places the organism in Eukaryota, Metazoa, Nematoda, Chromadorea, Rhabditida, Rhabditidae. The coding region runs from base 1 to 273 and encodes 90 amino acids. The transcript has a single exon. The record is from RefSeq and is a predicted model, not a curated record.
AUGAUACCAGCACACUUUUUGUGCGUUGACCCACUCUUUUUUCCAUCCAAAAUGCCUUUUCCAAAAUGGAACUUGGUUUUUUCUUUGCAAAUAAAAGAACAUCCGGUUCAUUCAAAAGGAGAAGUCUGCAUUUCGAAUGUCCUGUGCACCUAUUUAUCUAUGAAAAGAGAACAUAAAAUGUUGGAAAAGCAGUAUGAGAAAUACAACUAUUUCCUGAUUGAAUCAACAUACUUUAUUUUAUUCAAUUUAAUGUUGAUUCACACUGAUCUGUGA